Molecule: messenger RNA, 2688 nt
Organism: Helianthus annuus (common sunflower)
Lineage: Eukaryota; Viridiplantae; Streptophyta; Magnoliopsida; Asterales; Asteraceae
Product: probable disease resistance protein At5g66900
Exons: 5
Coding region: 103-2526 (807 amino acids)
Biological process (GO): defense response to fungus
Molecular function (GO): ADP binding
Source: RefSeq, a predicted model, not a curated record
CGUUUCAAACAAACGAAGUUUCUUCCCUCUUUCUUUCAACUCCUCAACGACUUCAACUCUCUUUCAACUCCAAAGUUGAAUUAGAAUAGAUCCAGUUCAUCAAUGGCGGAAGCAUUAAUCCUCGGAGCACUGGUAGGAGACGCUGUCUCCAAAUUAUCAGAUGCAAUCAUACACGUUAUGAAAACAACCUCUCAGUUCAAAUCGAAGCUAACUCAAUUACAAGAAACCGUAACGAGAAUCAAAUCGAUCGUAGACGAGAUCCAGAAACAUAACCAAGUAUUAGACCGACCGAAUCAGGAAACCGAAUUGUUUAUCGCUCAGCUAAAAAGCGCACAAGACUUAGUUCUCAAAUGCGAGCAUAUCAAAUGGAAUUUCUACAAGAGAUACCGUCAGUCGUUGAAACUGGACGAUUUGAAUGCAUCGAUGUUGAGAUUUUUUCAGAUUGAUGUUCAGUUGCAGGAGGCUAGGGAUGUAAAGGAAGUGUUGGUGGUGGUGAAGGAUGUGCAGAACAGAAUGGAUCGGAGCUCGGGCGGUUGGGCGUCCAGUGUUCCGUUGCUUAAGGGAAAUGUUAUAGGGUUUGAUGAUCGAGUUAGGGAUUUGAAGGUGGAGGUGUUUAAGGAUUGGGAUGUUGAUGAUUCCGUGGUUGUUGUUGUUUCGGCUGCUGGAGGUUGUGGGAAGACUACUUUGGUUACAAAGUUCUGCGAUGAUCCUCAAGUUCAAGGAAAAUUUCGUAAACACAUUUACUUUGCUACUAUCUCAAAUACCCCAAACUUAAAGGUCGUCGUUAGGAAUUUACUUCAGAAGAACCAGGGUGGUCAGCAGCCCGAUUUUACAAGCGAUGAAGAUGCAAUUCAGCAAUGGGGGAGCUUUUUGGGUGAACAUAAAUCUGAAGUGCUGUUAGUAUUGGAUGAUGUGUGGGAUGCUUCCAUUGUUAUGGCCUUUAAAUUCAAGUCACCUGGAUACAAGAUUCUUGUCACAUCUAGGAGCACAUUUACACAGUUCCGUACAUAUGAAUUGCAUCUUCUGAAUCAUCAAGAUGCCACCAAUCUGUUUCGUUACUCAGCAUUUUCAGAAGGUAGAAAUGAAUGUAAUAUACCAGAUGACCUGGUUCACAAGUUGGUGAAAUGUUGCAAGAGGCAUCCGCUGGCGCUUAGUGUGAUUGGUGGUUUGCUAAAAGGUACACACAUGGCAAAGUGGCAGUUUAUGUUAAACAAGUUGUCGGAAGGGUUUGGACAAAAGUCUGUUCUUGAUUUGGAUGAGGAUAUGCGACUUCGCCUAGCAACAAGUUUGGAUGUGUUCAAGGAAGGAUCUGAAAUCAAGGAAUGUUACUUGGAUUUGGGAUUAUUUCCCGAAGAUCAGAAGAUCGCGGCCACAACACUCAUGGAUAUCUGGAUCAGUUUAUAUAAGCAUGACGAAAAGGGAUCCGCUACCCUAAACAACCUCUUUGAGCUAUCUUCCAAAAACCUUGCUACUUUGUUGCCAAUAAGGAAAGACUCACUCGCGAUUGCUAACUAUUGCGAUGAAAAUGCUGUCAUGCAACAUGAUAUGAUGAGGAUGCUUGCUAUUAACAUAAGCAGCCAAGAGCCUUUAGAACAUAGAAAGAGGUUGAUUAUAAAUGCAAAUGAUCAAAACAUUCGUGAAUUGCCCCAAACCAUCAAUGCACGUCUGUUUUCCAUUUCCACAGAUGAAGCAUUCUCUUUCAAAUGGAAUGACAUUCGAGCCCCUAAAGUGGAAGUUUUAGUAUUGAACUUCAUGUCAAAGAUAUACUCAUUUCCUCAGUUUAUGCAAAACAUGGAGAGUUUAACGGUUCUAGUUGUCACAAACUACGGGUAUUACUUCUCAGACCUUCACAACUUCCCUGCACCACAAUAUUUAUCGAGCCUCACCAGCAUUAGGUUGGAACAUGUUUCAAUAUCUUCGAUAAGUGCAUCAAUCCUAGGCUUAGUGAACUUGCAGAGACUGUCCUUGAUCAUGUGCAAAGUAGGCAAUGCUUUCGAUGAAACCAACCUUAAAAUCCCCAACAAGUUUCCAAGUCUUUUGGAGCUUGAUAUCGACUCGUGUGAUGACUUUGUUACAUUUCCUACAAUGUUAUGCAAUCUCGUUCGCCUUAAGAAAUUGAGCAUCACCAACUGCCACGAGCUGAGUUCACUGUCAGAAGGGUUUGGAAACCUAACAAAUUUGGAAGUUUUACGUCUUGUGUCGUGCUCAAACCUCAAAUCGUUGCCUGAAACGAUGAGUAACCUUCAGAAACUAAGUGUCGUUGAUCUGUCCCAUUGUUUACAUGUGUGCAAUCUGCCAACACAUAUAGAUGAGUUGGGUAGUCUAAGAACAAUUCAUACGAGAGGUUGUACAGGGCUGCAUGAGUUACCUGUAUCGGUUAAGGAUUUAUGUCCGCUGGAAGUUAUUUGCGACGAAGAAACCUCUUUGCUAUGGAGUCAUCUCAAGGGUGUUAAAGUACAAGUGAUUGAAGAAGAUAGAUUCAGUACCUUUUUGAAGAUCGUCCCCAGAGAGAUGCAUUAUAAUUAACAUAAUCAUGUUUUUGUUUAAAUAUGUAUCAACUCAGCUUUUAAAUUUUGUUUGAGUUUUAUCCUUGAGUGAUAUUUAUUUGAUUAGGCUGGCACCUUCAUAAUCACCCUCGCAUCCUUUUAAUAUGACUAUUUACCAUGUUAAAGAAAUUUAUGACUUCAA